This is a messenger RNA of Plectropomus leopardus (leopard coralgrouper), 5154 nucleotides long. RefSeq names its product coiled-coil domain containing 9B (gene ccdc9b). The record is from RefSeq and is a predicted model, not a curated record. Lineage: Eukaryota; Metazoa; Chordata; Actinopteri; Perciformes; Serranidae.
AAGGGUGGGAGGGUUGGAGAGAGAGAGAGACAGAGAGGGAGACAGAGGGAGAGAGAGAGGGAAAGGACAGGCGGAUGGGUGCUGUGAAAUCUGUUAACAGGGGAGCUCUGUGCAUUUGUUAGACGUCUUGGCCGCUUGCCCAACUUGGCUCAUUGUAAUCGAGGCAUGAUCGUCGACUCUAGGCAGCCCUCUCUGCCGCCUCGGCUGCCUCGCGUCUGGACCCAGCCCAGCUCUCACCGCUGACAUGGAAAGACCCACCCCCAGUGACAUGAUGCCCAAGAGGGAUCAUGAGAGGGACCUGGAGCUGGACAAGAAAAUCGAGGCUCUCCGCAGGAAGAAUGAAGCACUAAUGAAGAGGCACAAGGAGGUGGAAGAGGACAGAAAAAGGGCAGAGGAGGAAGGAAUGGCACUGCAGAGCCGAAAGGGCAAAGCUGAGGAUCUUUCCAUCACAAUCAGCAAGUCUACCAGUGACAGUCGAGUGGUGGUGACAAAGCCAUUCAGCGGUGGUUCACCAGCUGGGAAAGGACAGCAGGAGGCCGGGCCAGACAAGGGGGGAGAAGGCCCUCCGCAGGGUGCUGGCCGAGGACACAGGAAGCAGCUAACAGUCACCAUGGCUGGCAAAAAGGGUAAGAGGGUGGUGAGUGAGAGGCCAGAGAAGAGGCCGGACCCUGUUGACAUAAAGAGCCCUUCAGAUGACGGACAGGCGAGGCGUGUGGAGUCAGCUGGGAGGGGGAAGCAGCCACCUCACAUGACCAGAAGAGACGCAGCAGCACAGGAUGAGGUUAAACAAGGGCAGAAGCACGCCGAAGAGCAUCACAGGCUUUCAGAGCAAUGCCAGGAGCCUGAGAGCCCGCAGGCCAGCACAGACCUCAACAUCCCCACAUCGAAAGAGGAGCAAGAGGAGUAUGUGCGAUGGAAGAAAGAGCGCGAGCAGAUCGACAGGGAGAGAGUGGCACGCCACAAAAAUGCCAAGGGCCAGUGGAGACGAGCGUGGGACAUGGACAAAACAGAGAACAUGUUUUCAGACAAAUCCCUCCCUGACAGAGACUGGGGGCCUUCAAGCAGAGGUGGACGAAAUGCUAGAAGAGGACAGUCCAGGGCAGGUCACGAGAAGCGAGGCAAAGACAAGGGAGCCAAAAACGUACUGGUGAUGAGCAGUAAAGCAAAAGGCAUAGAUCGUCUGACUGGGAGAGCCAGGAGAUGGCAGGCAAAUGAAGAUGGAGAGAAACAACAGUCCCCUGACACGACAUUAGAGGAAUUCUUGGAGGAACUGGACGCCCUCACAGAGACUGAGGUAGAUCAGCAGGACGAGGACUUGAAAGUGAUGCCGUCACCCAGCCCAGAUUCACUGAGAACAUCUGAGGAAGUGAGUGGAUCCACAGCUUCCCCGAGAGAGGACGCCCCCACUCAUGGGAAGGCAGAGGCCUCGUCCCCUCGGGGUUCGGAGAAGAAAGUGCGCUUCUCAGAGGAGCUCAUCCAGGGGGCUCACACCACGGGCUCUCAGGACACUGCCAGCUCAGAAUCAAGAAAUGCGAGCUCCUUAAAAGCUUCUUCACCUAUAAAAACCCAACACAAAGUGCAGGGGCCACAGAGGCCCCUCGAAAGUGCCAAGCAGGACAAUGUUAGUCCUCAGGAUCAGGGAGGUGGUUCAUCUGCUCCUCCUGUUGCCCAGCGGCAGGCUCCUGAAACUGAAUGUACUAAAAAAGACAGAACCCUUCCCAAUGCUCCCAACUCCCCCUCUGAUGCUGAAAAAGCCUGCGCCUCUUUACAGGAGAGUUCUGUCCCGCCUGUAGAGCUCGCCAAGUGCAACAUCAGCAACGCAAACACAGAGGAACUAAUAGACUCUGGUCUGUCUGUCCUGAGCCUGGAGUCAGGAGAAACACACCCAACACACUCCACCAGCAGCGACAAGGCAAGAGAGCAUGGGAAGAUAGUUUGACAUUUUCGGAAUGUAAAUACAGAAACCAAAACACAACGACACAGAGCCUUCGCCUCUUUGUAUUUGCAUUUUGCUUCAGGUAGCUCUUAUGAGAUACCUUGUAUAUGGCUUACACACAAAACCAUGGUUUAUGUAUUUUGCUGUGGCGUGUCCCACCUGUGGAAGAUUUCAAAUUAUCUAAAAUUUGAUGAAGGUAUGGCAAACAUUUUUUCUGCUCAAAUAUUUUUUUACAUGCAAGCACUUUAUGAGUAUAAAAGUAUGUGUACUGACACAGGAUUCAGUAUGUUGGUACGCUGCUUGAGUGCAAUAUCAUUGAAUGUUUACAUUUGUAUGAAGAUUUCAAGGUACAUAUCAGGAGGCUAGCUAAUCAGUUACACUUUGAUAGCCCUUGAAAAUUCAGCCACAGUUAAAUUAUCUAGUGCCUAACUCUGCCUUUGAGGUAUUUUCAAUAAAUGAAGUCUGUGUGAUAUAAUGAUACAGAAGUGACAGGCAGCACGGUCUGUAUUUCUGCACUCAAAACUGUGUGAGUAGGUAUUGUUUAUUAACUGCUUCCAGCAUCAGUUAAUGGCCUUUCACCAAUCCGAAAUCAAUACACAAUUGAAGGGCACAUUUGAGACUUAUCAUCUUAUUAGCCACUGAAGUUUCUACAGUAUUCCUACUGACAUGAAUGUUUUUGUCAUUAAGAACAUAAAGGGGCACUUCAGUUUAUUUGUCAGUGUUACUCGCCUUGUCCAAAAAGUCUUGUGAUGUCUUCUGUGGCUCUGGAGGAGCUUCAUCAAGUGGGACAAAAUAACCCAGAUGAUGUCAUAGUAAUGUUAUAAACGUUGUCUUAAUGUGGAAAUAACGAAUUUAUACCAGAAAGCCUACAUUAAAAAACUGGGGGUAGAAAUGAUCUAACAAAUAUAUACCAUCGUGGUGAAUAUAGGGAAUGUAGUAUCAAGGGUUUUGGAGCUACAGUAGGGUUUAAAAGUCAGGAUACUCAACCCGUUCUCAUUCCCAGGGGGCAAAAAACGGCAGCUUGGUCAGUGGUCGUCACCGUCUGAAUCCGAGGCACAAGGCACCCCUCUAGAGUCUGUAUGAGAUGCACCGGGCUUUCAGCUAACUUCAAGGUAAACAUACCCACAGAAAUUUUAGAUGCUCGAGGAGCUGACGUGUAAAAAAUUAUAAAAUGUGAAAAAGGCUGCAAAGGAGGAUAUGGGUGGAUGGAUGGGUCAAUCAAAUAAGAGGACUUUCCCCCAGGAGACCACUUUUUGUUUCCCAUAUGAAACAAUAAGUCAAUUUUGAGUUUUUUUAACGUUAUAUGUCACUUACUUCUGCAAUUUAAGUUACAUUAAAAACCUACUUAUUUGAACCCAAACUAAGAUAUUUUUAGAAAAACCUAGAGUAGUUUUUGUGACAAAAGCCCACCUAUUCUGUUAUCUCAGAAGUUUGUUUUGAAAGGACACUUAAUGUAUGUAACAAGGAAUCUGACUCAACCAAAACUGAUGCUAGAGUGGUACCGAGAGUCCCGGAGUUUGAAGCAAUGGGCCGUUGACCAAGCUGUCACAUUUGACAAGUUGAGAGUGAAAACGUGUUUGAAUCUCUCUGCUUCUGCUACAUAAAUUCAGACUACUAAUUUCAUACUUUUCAUAAGAAAUCACUGGAACCAGAUCACCAAAUCAAAUCACCAAAUCACUGGAGUAACUUUUUAAUAAAAAGCUAACUGUCAGCUACUUUCAAAAUCCACAUAACUGUUGUAAAAAUAUGUGGUUUGAUGAGUAACCAAUGUCACUGUGGAGCUACAAUCUCAAACUUGCCCUUAAACUCAAUAUUUUUGUGCUCCAAAGUUGGCACAGUUCAAUUCCAAUUAUCUGGUCUUCCUCAAACUCUUACGUUUCCAGGCUUAAUAUAAAAUUGUUAUGUAUGUCUGUAGUUUUACAAAUUGAAAGAAUGCACAGCAGAGAUUUGAAAAUCAAGGUUUUGUGAAUCAGAAACUAAUUUGGGAUAGAUAAUAGUUCAGUCAUUCUGUUUUCAAACAACCAGUGUUAAGGGUCCCGGUACGUAACAGUCUCCUCUUUUUUUUCUGUUGAGACUUUUGGCCCCUGUGGGACCGACAGAGUCGAGGGUUUGGCCUUUAGUCCACAGUCAAAACACUGGACUUCAGCUGUGAUUCCCCUUUGACAUUAUUUUGUCAUUUCUUUUAUUUCUUUUAUGAAAGACAAGUAUUUUUAAAAAGCUGAAUUUCGCCAGUUGUUGUGCCUUGCAUAUUGGUUUCUUUAAAUAUUGAAGGUGUACCUUUAUUUCAUUACUUGCACUGUAACAUACAGUAGUGUUAAAUGUACUGUACUAACAGCUCAGCAUCAGCAUUGAUUUUAUUUAUUUGCCUCUCCAUUUGGACAACAGAAUGUUGACUACAAUGAUUUUACAAAUCUAAAAAAAACGUCCGUGUGCAUUAUAGUAGCUGUUUUUUUCCUCUGUGACGUGUAUAGAUCUGUUUUUAUUUAUUGCCAGUCUAUGGUUUUAUUUUUGGUAUCAAGUUACAACUACAAUAAGAAGCCUUACAAGAACUCUGUCCUCAAAGACAUUUUUUGGCUUUCGUCAGUGCUACAGUAUAGUAAACAGUUAUGUAACCGUAAGUAGAGAACAUAGUGGACAUGCUCCGAGCUGCGGGGCCCCGUCAGCUUCAACUGUGGUUACAUAAAAUACAAAUCAUCAGGAAUCUAGUAGAAGCACACUGGGGAAAAAUCAAGAAGUGAAUCACAAGGUUUGAGACAGGUCGAACCAUCAAGAAAGAAAAUGUGCUGUGUUUGGGUAUAGGGGCCUUAUUCUGUAUUAUAUAUGGAUAGAACUGAUGCUGAAGGAAACAUCUGUUUGAGAAACAGGUCAUACUGUACAGAUUACCUCUGAAGUAUUUAAAAUUCCCUCUGGGAUUCAAUUUAGUGAGUGAAAUUUAGGACCUACAACCAUAGAGCAGUUGUACAUUUGUUUAGCAUUUAGUUAUUAGACAUCUGCAUUUUCACCUUGCUUAAAUGUCAAUUUUAGGAGGUGGUUGUGAUUGUCUCGCUCCACAUGGGUUUCCUCUGCUGUCCUCCAUGUUUUCACAUACACUCAUAAGGAAGGAAUAAUUGUUAGUGCCUGUGUAUGAGUGUUAAAUCUGUGUGCAUCAUAGCUUAAUUUACUGUAGAGUAAUUUGGAAUAAAGCAUACAGAACAUCAAUAAAGUUUUUCCAAACUCUC